Messenger RNA from Colletotrichum acutatum, 234 nucleotides. RefSeq lists its product as uncharacterized. The coding region runs from base 1 to 234 and encodes 77 amino acids. The transcript is spliced from 2 exons. Lineage: Eukaryota; Fungi; Ascomycota; Sordariomycetes; Glomerellales; Glomerellaceae. The record is from RefSeq and is a predicted model, not a curated record.
AUGCAACUCUCUUUCUUCUACACGGUCGUCCUCUUGGCUGCUGGCGCCGCCGCCCAGUCCUGUUCGUCGACUAUUACAUAUUGCAGUGGAGGCGCCUGCUUGUGCUUUGCUGAUGGUAUCACCGAGUCUCUGAACGAAAUGUGCAAAGGCAAGGGAUUCGAACGCUCGUUAGGACCCUCGAAAACUACGACUGAGGCAGGCGAGCGCUGCGAUACCCAGUGCUGUACUGGCUAA